GAGAAGCAGAUAGUUCUUUAGAUUGAUCCUCCGCCCUGAGCAGACAGCCUCUCGCUCUCUCACAGGCUCGCUGCUGCUGCUUUGAUCUUCCCUUAACAACAGUCACGUCAUAGGGGAGUUUUGUCAAGCGGAGAGCUGCAGCGAGACUUUUAGAGGGUUCAGCAGAGGCAGCAAAAAGCAUCCACGGGACCAGUGUCCGACACGAGCUCCAGCUUUCUUACUUUUCUCACUGCUAAACACUGAAGAUAUGGAGCACCAGUUGUUUUGCUGCGAAGUGGAUACCAUAAGAAGAGCUUACCAAGACAGCAACCUGUUGAAUGAUCGAGUUUUACAGACAAUGCUCAAAGCUGAGGAAAACUAUCUCCCAUCGCCAAAUUAUUUCAAGUGUGUUCAAAAAGAAAUUGUGCCUAAAAUGAGGAAAAUCGUCGCGACGUGGAUGCUCGAGGUCUGUGAAGAGCAGAAAUGUGAAGAGGAAGUUUUUCCUUUGGCUAUGAACUACCUGGACAGAUUUUUAUCUGUGGAGCCCACCAAAAAGACCAGGUUGCAGCUCUUAGGAGCAACUUGUAUGUUUCUGGCUUCAAAAAUGAAAGAGACUGUCCCACUAACAGCAGAGAAGUUGUGCAUAUACACAGACAACUCCGUCCGUCCCGGCGAAUUAUUGCAAAUGGAACUGCUGGCGCUAAAUAAACUGAAGUGGGAUCUGGCCUCAGUGACACCACAUGAUUUCAUUGAACACUUCCUCGCCAAACUGCCUAUACAUCAGAGCUCCAAGCAGAUACUGCGCAAACACGCCCAGACCUUUGUGGCCCUCUGUGCAACAGAUGUCAACUUCAUCGCAAGCCCUCCCUCCAUGAUUGCGGCAGGCAGUGUUGCCGCAGCGGUGCAAGGACUGUACCUGAAAAGCACCGACAGUUGCCUCUCAUCCCAGAACCUCACCAACUUCCUCUCGCAAGUCAUCAGAAGUGACCCUGAUUGUCUGCGAUCGUGUCAGGAACAGAUCGAGUCCCUGCUGGAAUCGAGUCUCAGACAAGCUCAGCAGCACAUCUCCACAGAGACCAAAAGGGUGGAGGAGGACGUGGACCUCUCUUGCACUCCCACAGACGUCAGAGACAUUAACAUUUGAAGGGAUCGCUAUUCAUCUUAUGUGUGAUGAAUCUCUUCGUCUUUGUUUCUGAUGGGUAUGGGCUUUGGCCAAAGGCGUCAUGGGACAAGAGGGAAAACGGGCUCCUACCUGCACCCCACCAUCUGACCAAUACCUCGAAAACUUGCCCACUCAGCAUGCCCAAACUGUUGACUGCUGAGCGGCAUCCCCUGCGGCUUUGACGACCGGGCUAUCGCUGGCCAGGACCACCGGCGGAGGACAGGGAAUGAAUGGAAAUCUUAAUUUUCUUCUUUGGCCGCCCCUUCUAUGUCAAAAAUAAAAUGGUAUAGGCUAUCUAGGAUUUUACAAAUUGUAUAAAUGAUACAACAGUAGUUGUGACUUGCCUUGACUUGUCGCUAAAAAGACAACCAUGGGUAUUUUAUUUCAAGUGUGUCAAACUAUUUUUGAAAGAGAAGAGACAUUAUUUUGUAUGUUCGAUUUCUUUCUCUCAUAGACAGUAACUUGUUACACUUGCUACAAGUGCUCCCUGCUUUUUCUGCAGUCUAGCCGUGUAAAUAUACCCCCCGCUUGCUAUGCGUUUAGUCACUUUAUUAUAAUUCCUAGACAGAUUCCCUAACAAGAUUCUCUUCUCUUCCAAAAUGGUUUAUGUAACCUUAGUAUAUUUUUUACGCAUGUAUUUUUGUUAUGAUCUAGAAGGCUGUGGAUUGCCUGGGGCUGAGGUCCCAACUCGAGGCCAAACCGAACCAUUUCUUUGAAUUGUUGCCUUCACUGCCAUUAAUGUAUAAUGUCAUCACUGCCAUGACAAAAUAAGCUUACGUUGUACCUGCUCUCCCAGCAGUGCAGUCCACAGUCCGCUUUUAUGUUUAGAUUCAUGUAUUAUCUAAAAACCAUUCCAUUUAAAAAAGAAAAAAAGCACUUUCAGUCCGUCGUUUAAGGCUGACUUUUAGAGAAAAAAAAGAAAAAGAGAGAAAGAAAUCCACAGUUGUUAAAACAAUGGGGGAAAACAUGGAAUGGAAGAAGGGUUGAUGGAGCAGGUCUCUUUAUCUAUGGUGUUAGUGGUCUGUUAGAGAAAGGUGACGAGGGGGACAUUUUAGAAGAUAUUUGCUCUUUGAAGGCUUUUGAAACGUAAGCCUGCGGUAUAGUACAGCUACCGUGACACAUUUAGAGUGAUAGAAACACUACGAUGUUAAAUCAAAGAUUAAGAACUAUUUAUUUUAUCAGUUCCCCUCUUACGGCCAGUAUGCCCAAGUGUACCUAUGUUUGAAGUAUGUAUAAUGACCCGCUAGUUGCUAACUCGUGACACCAUAGUUAAAGUAUUUUUUGAUGUACUCUGGUCUAGUAAUUGUUAAAACAAAAGUUAUGGCUUCAAGUAGAUUUUGCACAAACCCAGAGACAUCAGUUGUCUUGUGGAUCUCUGGAAGAUGAUGAGGAGGAGAGAUGUUAGAGAUGGCAGAGGGAGGCAAAAAAGGGUGAUGGCUGGACAUCAAAGAGUAAAAGCAGAACUGAGACGUUUGUACCGUGAGGAAAAAAGAAAAAAAAAAGAAAAGACAAAAAGAGGAGAACCCGGGAGAAGACACUCCUCAUUUUUAGCUGCUAUGGAGGGAUUUCCAGCAAGUAUGAAACUUUCAAAUGGAAAACAACAAAAAAGAAAAAGACAUGCUUCUUUCUCUUGUCUUGUUUUGCUGCUAUUUUUGGUUUUGUUUAUAUAAAAUGUCAAUACAAUGUAAUAGGUUUUAAUUUUCUCAUAGAAAAUUAUGAUAUUAUUGACAACUUUGGUUCCUUUGGUAGUUUCUUAUGUGAUCAAUUUUUGUUAAUGUGAUUUCUACGCUAUGCUAUUCCCAAAACAAACAAAAAAGUAAUAAAAAAACAGACGAAAAAAUAGUCAAAUGUUCCUGUUAUACCCACAAUACCUCAAACUACAGUCGUGAUUUAGCAUUAAUUUAGUCUGGGAUUUUUCUUUAGUGCUAUUUUAUUUUAUUUUAUUUUAUUUUAUUUUAUUUUAUUGUUUUGUUGCCUGUUAGUUCUGUUUUUAAAUGCGAAUGAUCUUGUUAAUCAUCAUCCUACUGGGUCCUGAUGCGAGCGAGUAGAAAGCACAUUGAAUGGAAUUGGUGCCAUAAACUCUUUUGAGUUUUUUUUUUUAUUUUUUUUUUAUAGCUGUUUCAUUAAAGGAGACUAUAUACCCUCUUCUAGCCCAUCUUGAUGAGUUUAUGAAGCUUUUAUUUUAAACAAAUCUGAGUGACUGCCAUGCGUACUUACAAAGCCAUAGUUUUGUAUUGUAGUAAUUUAACACGGUGCAGAAAUUCAUGUAUAAGUGGCUGCCUGUCUUGUUCUGAACUAAGGAGACCUGGCAGGUCCCCACCAAGUCAUUGUCUUAAUAAAUGUGACGCAGCUACAAUCAUCAGUGACGUUUCCCUUCAUCUUUCUUCGCAUAAAACCCAUCAAAUAUGUAUUCCGGUAAAGAUCCUCGUAUUCAGUGCUGAUGGGAUCCUUUACUUUGUUGGUUGGGUAGUUUCAUUCCCUUUUGACAUGGUGCUGCUAAAUGUUUGCAUUGAGUCUAGAAAUGAUUUGCUGAAAGAGAUGUGGUGAUAAGCUAGGAAUGAUGGGAGAGGUGAUCCAGGACCCAGGGGACACAGAUAUAUUAUCCUCUGUAGUAUCAGGAAUACUUUUUUACCUCAAGGUGGGAAAACAAAAAUACAACUGAAUCGGCAUGUAAACACACCAGUCAUGCAAUUGAGGAAAAGAGACUCCGGAGGUCCCAAGCUUUUCUCUUGAAUGUGUUGAGGGGGAACUGAGAAGCGACUGACUGUAUCCUCACAUCCCCGCACGAUAAAUGCUUGGCCCCUUUGUCUCAAUUCUGUUGUAAAACAAAUCGUCUAGUCUUUUAGUUUAAUGUCGUAUUCAUUCCCAAGGAUUUAAAUGUGUUGAUCAUGAAAUACAUUGUCUUGGUUGGAUUUUUUGUUUUGUUUUGUUUUUGUUUUUUAUUGUUCACAAACCGGUCACUGGUCUGAAAUGCACAAUCUUGCUGACCCAUCUUAGAUAUGAGGUUAACUAGAAUAAAACUUGAGCUUUGAAAA
Danio aesculapii is the source of this 4176-nucleotide messenger RNA. RefSeq names its product cyclin D1 (gene ccnd1). Lineage: Eukaryota; Metazoa; Chordata; Actinopteri; Cypriniformes; Danionidae. Gene Ontology annotation, molecular function: cyclin-dependent protein serine/threonine kinase regulator activity. The transcript is spliced from 5 exons. Gene Ontology annotation, cellular component: nucleus; cytoplasm; cyclin-dependent protein kinase holoenzyme complex. The coding region runs from base 248 to 1123 and encodes 291 amino acids. Gene Ontology annotation, biological process: positive regulation of G1/S transition of mitotic cell cycle; regulation of cyclin-dependent protein serine/threonine kinase activity; mitotic cell cycle phase transition. The record is from RefSeq and is a predicted model, not a curated record.